GCUGCAAAUCCAAAGCUAGCUCGUGCGCGUGUGCAUGCCCUGUUACUGUCCAGGCCACUUCCUCACCAAUGCCUCAGCUCGGCACCCUCGUCGCCAUCACGCUACUCCUCCACCUCCACGCCGCGCCGACGGGCCUCGCGCAGGCCGCGACGGGCGCGUUCAUCUACGCCGGGUGCUCGCCGUCCAAGUACGAGCGCGACACCGCCUUCGAGAGCAACCUCGGCUCCCUCCUCGCCUCCAUCGCCUCCACCGCCUCCUCCGGCGCCGCCUACAACAGCUUCACCGCCGGCGGCGGCGUCGGCCAGGCGGAGGCGACCCGCACGGCCGCGUACGGCCUGUACCAGUGCCGCGGCGACCUCGGCCGCGGCGAGUGCGUGGCGUGCGUGCGGGAGGCGGUGGCGCGCCUGGGCGCCGUGUGCGCCAACUCGUACGCCGCGUCGCUGCAGGUGGACGGCUGCUACGUGCGGUACGACGCCAGCGACUUCGUCGGCCGGGCCGACAACACCGUCGCGUACCGCAAGUGCAGCUCCGGCAGCAGCGAGGACGCCGGGUUCCUCAAGAGCCGCGACGCCGUGCUCAGGGAGCUGCAGGCGCGGGCCGCGACGGGGUACAAGCUGACCGGCUCCGGCACGGUGCAGGGCGUGGCGCAGUGCCUCGGCGACAUCGCGGCGCCGGACUGCGCCGCGUGCCUGGCGCAGGCGGUGGUGCAGCUCAAGGGCACGUGCGGCUCCGCGCUGGCCGCCGACGUCUACCUGGAGCAGUGCUACGUCAAGUACUGGCAAAACGGACACGACUUCCGCUCUUCACAGGACUAUUCGGGAGACGAAUUUGGGAGGACCGUGGCUAUAAUAAUUGGCAUCUUGGCCGGGCUAGCACUCCUGGUGGUGUUCAUCUCUUUCCUCAGCAAAGCAUGCUAGAAGCCCACACGGCCCAGGUUACCUCCAGCUACAGCAUUAGAGACUAGAGGACAGGACGACAUGGCAUCAGGAGUCCAAGGAAAAACCCAGCAAAAGGACUCCUACUGGCUGGACACUCGCACUUGCAUAGGUCGACUGAUCUUCAAGUUGUCUCAGAAGUAUCGCCUCGGUUUUUCCUACAGUAUUUUACUUUGAGGGGGAAAACUGCUCUUGAAUAAUUAAGACAAGAAAGAAAGGCCUGCUUGUGAACGCA
This is a messenger RNA of Triticum dicoccoides, 1170 nucleotides long. Its product is annotated as plasmodesmata-located protein 8-like. The record is from RefSeq and is a predicted model, not a curated record. Gene Ontology annotation, cellular component: plasmodesma. The coding region runs from base 69 to 917 and encodes 282 amino acids. NCBI's taxonomy places the organism in Eukaryota, Viridiplantae, Streptophyta, Magnoliopsida, Poales, Poaceae. The transcript has 3 exons.